AUGAUGGACCAACUCACGGCCGCCUACCUACAGAAUUUGCAACAAUUGGGCAACAUUGGGCCAAUCAAGAAGAAGAAAAGAAGAAGCUACAAGGUCUACAUUGGUGGUUUACCGCCCGAUGCUACUUCGGAUGAGUUACAUGAAGUCUUUCGUCUUUUCGGAAAUCUCAAACGGAUUUGGAUUGCGAGGAAACCGCCUGGUUUCGCCUACGCCUUCUAUGAGAGUCUUCAUGAGGCACAACAGGCAGUGAAUGAAAUGAAUGGAAAAAUCCUUUGUGGCCAAGUGAUCAAAGUGGAAAUCGCUUACGAGGAUCUCCCUCAAGUGAUCAACGAUCAAAAACAACAACUUUUCACCGCUCAACUUCAAGCACUCACUGAUAUGAGCGGACAAAUGGUUGCCGCUCAUACCGGUUUCAUGCCCGGUCUUUCCAUGCCAUCAAACACCUUUCAAAUGAUCUCACCAACAGUGAUGCCCACGUUGAGCACUCCAUAUGUGCGAGAAGUGAUGGCGAACGAAAAAACUCCACCACCGGUGCCUCCUCCUCCUCCACCACCGCCGCGUGCUUACAAUCAGAGACAAACUCGCUCAACGGAGUGGUGGGAGGAGAAAACCUCGUCUUCAAUCUCCGCCGCUCCUUAUCCGAAACCACAAUUUCGUGGUCAUCAACCGUAUCGAAAUGAUUUCAAUCAACAACGCUCCUCUACCUCAUUAGCUCUUCUCGGAUCCCAGAACAACACUCAGCGAACCCCGUACGUGAAUGGCGGGAUCUUCUUUCAAUCUCCCGAUCAACCGUCACGCACACCAACUCCCUCAUCCAAAAUGAGCAGCGACGAGAUGCAAAUCUCGAGAAACUCAAUGGGCCCAUCCCGCACUCCGACACCUGACCUCUUCACGACACAUUCAGGGACGCCA
Mesorhabditis belari is the source of this 912-nucleotide messenger RNA. Lineage: Eukaryota; Metazoa; Nematoda; Chromadorea; Rhabditida; Rhabditidae. The record is from the annotation of a GenBank genome assembly.